CUGGCAGUAGGUUAUUUGAUUGAAGCAGUGGGAUUCUUCAUUCCUGUAGUAAUAUUCAAUUGCCUCUUGCUGAUUCCACUGCUGGUGACAAUAUUUCUGCUACCAGAGACGCUGCCACGCAAGCAGAAAAUUUCAUGGGAUGUAAGGAUGCAUCUUAAAAAG
Candidula unifasciata is the source of this 162-nucleotide messenger RNA. The record is from the annotation of a GenBank genome assembly. NCBI's taxonomy places the organism in Eukaryota, Metazoa, Mollusca, Gastropoda, Stylommatophora, Geomitridae.